GCCAAACUUCUUGGUCCGAUGACCGCUGCGGCAGAGCUAGUUGUGCCAGACAUAUUGGUGGGACUUGACACAUCCAACCUCAGAGGUCUUUUGGAGGCGAUUCUGGCUCGACUUAGACAGGCUGAACUACAGCUGACACAAAGAGAAUUUGAAGUCCAAGACCUGCAGGAACGCGAGGUCGAUUUGAGCUCUCGGCUCACAAAGUUGGAGGAAGCCUUUGCGGAAGAGAUGGAUGACGGACCUGCACUCCCUUCGGCCACAGUGGCUUCAGCAACCUCGCUGACCUCACUGCAAUCCCCCACAUCACCAAGAACACCAGGAGGAGGCCUAACACGUGGCAAAUCAAAACGCUUUCUGGAUUGGGAGAUCCGCAUGGACGACCUUGAGAAAAUGAUCCACUUUUGUGAAGGCAAGCAAAAGACUGUGAACGAGUUGGUGGAACAGUUGCGAGACGACUCUGCAAGAAGAGAGCACAUGGUCAAGUCCUUCGACAUACAACUCAGGGAUUUGCGCAGCAGCACACACGAGCAGAUGGACGAGCUUUUGGCAGAAAUGAAACGGAUUACUGAGGCUACCAGUGAAUACACAGAUGACAUCCAAAAUUUGAAAGUGAAGCUGCAGGCGGCGCAGAACCUUCUGGACCGAAUUGACAUGGCCGCCUUCCGCCAGGAACUCGAUGACGUGGCGAAGAGAUUGGAAACCAGGCUUGCUGGCCGUGUUGAAACUGUCUCAGCUGAUUCCAAACGUGAGCUGGAGCGUAAUCGACUGGAUCUUGAAAAAGCUAUCAGCCGCUGCAGAUCACAGCUGAAUGAUUUGGUGGAGGGUGCAUUGGAGAAUCUUCGGUACAGUUUGGGGCAAAAAGUUCUCAUGCUCAAUCCUGAAGAAGGGGUGGCCGCGGGCACCUCCAAACACUGCAUCUCUUGCUUCAAAGAUCGCUCGCAGUCACCUGUACGAGGUUCGGUUGGAAGCGACGGCCAUCUCUACCCACAUCCAGCCGAACCUGCAGCUAUCCCAGAGGAAGGCAGCCCUGAGCAGCGAAACUCACCACUUAUUAGUACGCUCCUGGCCACCCGCGAGAGAGCGCGUCCAUUGCGGCCAGUGUCAGCACGAGGUCGGAAGCCCGAGAGAUAUGACACGGUGCUUGAUAGUUAUUCCCGCAUGUUGGCUCGGGCCAAUGAGAAGACCUUGGGCAAACUGGUAGGAGUUGCUCAAUGAAAUAGGUAUUGGCAACAUAGGCCAAAAUGACCAAAGGUGUCAAAUCCAUCAGGUCCAUUUAGAUCUUGAGUCGACCAUCUAUCCAUGAC
Molecule: messenger RNA, 1304 nt
Organism: Durusdinium trenchii
Lineage: Eukaryota; Dinophyceae; Suessiales; Symbiodiniaceae
Source: the annotation of a GenBank genome assembly